AUGUUUAGUCAAUUCACACGAAGCAUAUUCAAACACAACAUCUCCAGCACCACUAACAGAGCAAUGUCGAUUCUAAAAGUAGCUUACAUCCCGGAGCAUUUCUCAACCCCAUUGUUUUUCGCUCAACAACAAGGUUACUACGCAAAAUAUAACUUGUCAAUUGAGUUUGUUAAAGUGCCAGAAGGUAGUGGUCGAUUAAUUAAUCUUUUAAAUAAUGAAGAAGUCGAUUUAGCUAUUGGAUUGACCGAAGCAUUUGUUGCUGAUAUUGCCAAAGGUAAUGAUAAGAUCAAGUUAUUGGAUACUUAUGUGCAAUCACCAUUGUUGUGGGCAGUUAGUACUGGGUCCAAUCGAAAUGAGCUUAAGAAUGUGCAAGAUUUAGCCAAGUUUGGUAAAAUUGGUAUUUCACGUAUUGGAAGUGGUUCGUAUAUUAUGAGUUUUGUAUUGGCACAUCAAUUGGGCUUUGACAAAUUUAAUGAAUUCGCAGUCUGCUCUAACUUUAGAAACUUGCGUGAUUCAGUGAAUAAGAAACAACCAGAGGGUGGUUCUACUAGCUAUGAAAUUAGUGAUGCAUUCAUGUGGGAGUACUUUACUAGCAAAAAGUAUUAUGACUCAGGAGAAAUCAAACAAAUUGGAGAAAUAUACACCCCUUGGCCAUCAUGGGUUAUAACUGCAUCAACUAAAGCAGUCACCACUAAACAGCAAGAUAUUCACAACUUCAUAUCGUCGGUAAAUGAAGGUAUUGAGUAUUUCAACCAACAUAUUGACGAAGCGGUUGAUUAUAUUGCAUCUAAUUUGGAUUAUUCUGCUGAAGAUGCUCGUCAAUGGACGAAAACAGUACAGUUCAAUGAUAAAGUAGGACAAAAUCCAUUGGAUUGGGAAAAGAUUGUCGUCAAAACUACUAAUGUUUUGAAAGAUGCUGGUGUUUUACAAGAUAGUGAUGAUGUUAUAGGGAAGAGAUUGGAUGAACAUGUCCACAAGACUAACAUCUGA
This is a messenger RNA of Lodderomyces orthopsilosis Co 90-125, 990 nucleotides long. RefSeq lists its product as uncharacterized. The transcript has a single exon. The record is from RefSeq and is a predicted model, not a curated record. Lineage: Eukaryota; Fungi; Ascomycota; Pichiomycetes; Serinales; Debaryomycetaceae. Bases 1 to 990 code for a protein of 329 amino acids.